AUGCAUCUACCUCAGUUUGACCAGGCCCAUGCGAGCAUGGCCCACCGCUCAUUAGAGGGCGCAUCGCGCUCCGUGGAGAUUUGCGCCGUCCUAGCCACUUUGUCUGUUUUGUCUACUAUUACCGUUGCCCUACGGACCUACAUACGACUUGUACUCCUUCGUACCUUUGGUUUAGACGAUGGACUUAUGGUUGUUGCCCAAAUACUCGCCAUUGGUUCUGCCAUUGCGAUUGGACUAGAGAAUAAGUACGGGCUUGGAUACCACACUUGGGAACAACCCAAAGACAAUUACGUUCCUUACAUGAAGGCUUUCUAUGCAUCUGUUGUCGUUUAUAAUAUCGCCAUAUGCUUUGUUAAAGUCGGAAUCUUACUUCAAUACCGUCGAGUCUUUGCUCUCCGAGUAAUGCAGAUUAUUACGUUCUACGGAGUUAUGUUUAUGAUCGCUUGGACUAUUACGAUCGCUUUCCUAAACAUCCUUGUUUGUGUGCCGGUGGCGGCCGUAUGGGACACAACCAUAACAGGCCGAUGCAUCAAUAGUUUGACAGUAUGGUAUGUCAUGGCUGGCUUCAACCUGGUCACUGAUAUAGGCAUCUUUUGUAUCCCUCUGCCCGUCAUCAAGAGCCUUCAACUACCUCGAAAACAAAAGGCUAUGCUCCUUGCUAUCUUUUGUCUUGGAUUCUUUACUUGCAUCAUCUCUAUUAUUCGAAUUCAAACCCUAAAGGUGGCGGCUUCGACUAAAGAUCCUAAUUGGGAUAACGUGGAUGCUGCUAUAUGGUCGUUCCUUGACGUCGCCAUAGCCGUCAUUGCAGCUUGUCUACCAACCCUCCGACCUCUCUUUUCCAAACUCAUGCCUAGGAUGUUUGCUUCAUCUAGCCGAAGCAUUGGCCCACCUCAGUAUGGGCCCUACGUCCAAGCUCCAAGUAGUCAAUACUUGAAUGACAUGAAGAGGACAAGGACAGGCAAGUCCCAGAGGAGCUUAUCCGACGACACAAUGACGCUCAAUGAAAACUCCAGUAUCACAGUACCUACCCACAGCUACAGCAUUAAGUCGCGGCUAUGUCCAGCUAUUAGUGUGAGUAUUAGCGGAGGAGGAAAGCAGGACCAGCCAUCUGAGAAUACAGAAUCAAAAGAUUGUGGAGGGGGCCGGGAAGCAGCCAAGGGGGGCAUCCAGACGAAAACGACUGUGAUACAGCAAGUAGCGACAGAGAGAAUCUCAGAAGAUGGAUGGAAUAAUAGUAGGAGGAGCGAUAGUGAUAUAACCCUCCGAAAGUAUUAA
This is a messenger RNA of Fusarium oxysporum Fo47, 1275 nucleotides long. RefSeq lists its product as uncharacterized. The record is from RefSeq and is a predicted model, not a curated record. The transcript is spliced from 4 exons. NCBI's taxonomy places the organism in Eukaryota, Fungi, Ascomycota, Sordariomycetes, Hypocreales, Nectriaceae. Bases 1 to 1275 code for a protein of 424 amino acids.